Dermacentor albipictus is the source of this 4786-nucleotide messenger RNA. RefSeq names its product orexin receptor type 2-like. Gene Ontology annotation, cellular component: membrane. NCBI's taxonomy places the organism in Eukaryota, Metazoa, Arthropoda, Arachnida, Ixodida, Ixodidae. The record is from RefSeq and is a predicted model, not a curated record. Gene Ontology annotation, molecular function: neuropeptide Y receptor activity. Gene Ontology annotation, biological process: G protein-coupled receptor signaling pathway.
UGGUUCUCGCACAUAUUUGCCUCGACUAAAGCGUCUUGCGACGUUUCGCUUCUAUCGCCGCAGGUCCCAAAGAACGUGCCAUGCGUACCGGCAGGGGCCGAACACAGCGGUAGGGCGGCGACGGUGACGUCACACUUGCAACCAUGGACGACUUGGACCCGUCGCCCCUGAACGAGACCGACGGAGUCGGCCUCUCCGUGCAGGCGAAUGUGUCGUCGUGCGUCAACGAACUGUGCGUGUCCGAGGCCGAGUACCUGGACCUGCUGGAGGAGUACAUCUUCCCUUCGUCGUACGAGUGGGGACUCAUCGGCCUCCACGUGGCCGUGUUCGUGGUGGGGCUGGUGGGGAACUGCCUGGUGUGCGUCGCGGUCUACCGGAACCAGACCAUGCGCACGGUGACCAACUACUUCAUCGUGAACCUGGCCGUGGCGGAUUUUCUCGUCAUCUUGGUCUGCCUGCCGCCGACUGUCCUUUGGGACGUGACGGAGACCUGGUUUUUCGGGGCGGCGCUGUGCAAGAUCGUCCUUUACCUACAGUGCGUGUCCGUGUCCGUCUCGGUGCUGACGCUCACGUUCAUCUCCCUCGACCGGUGGCGCGCCAUCUGCCGGCCACUGCGCUCCCAAGGAUCCACGGGACCCCGCGUCGCCAUAGGCGCUAUUUGGGUUGUCUCGUGCCUCGUGAUGCUGCCGGAACUCGUGGUGCUGGACACGCGGCGAGGUCCAGUCGCAGGUGCUGUCUACCUGACGGACUGCGCGUACACGUGGCCCGUGGGUUACACGUCCGUGUACCAGCUGUGCCUGGUGGUGUUCCUGUACGUGGUGCCCUGCCUGCUCAUGUCGGCCGCCUACUACCAGAUGGCGCGGGUGCUGUGGCGCAUGCCCGCGCUGCACGAAACCGGCUCGCUCACCGGCACCCAGCCACCGCCGCAGACGCUGGCGCGGCGCAAGGCGGCCAAGAUGCUCAUCGCCGUGGUCAGCCUGUUCGGCCUGUGCUACUUGCCCGUGCACACGCUCAACCUGCUCAGGUACACGACGGAACUUCCCCAGACGCCCCUUAUGAGCGUCGCAUCGCUGAUAUCGCACUGGCUCUGCUACUUCAACUCGGCAAUCAACCCGAUCGUCUACAACUUCAUGAGUGGCAAAUUCCGCAAGGAGUACAACAAGUCCUUCCGAUGGCUGCUGAAGCGCGUCCUCCUCUGUGGAAUCGGCCGAAGAAAGGCGGCCACCAACACGUGCGAGCUAUAGCAUACAGCUGGCCGCCUUCGAAUGGACUCGAGGCUGGCCAAGAUAAACCACAGUACGCGGCAGCGUUCGACGAGGCAGACCUCCUGGAAGAGCACCUCGGCCUGCACCGUCUGCGAACUCUAGUCGAUGACGUCUUCCGCAGGGCAAAGGAAGACAGCGAGACGAAGGAUUUCAUAUCAGCACGCUCGUCCGUCGCCAUUGCGGUUUCGGACACGCCGGCAGCUGGGAGCUGUCGAGGAAGUCGUGCGUGACAGAGUGGCUGUGGAAUUGCGUCUUUGGUCGUUGUGAUUGACUGUUUGUGUGCUUCUUCAUUUUUUCAAGUGAUAGUGUACGUUGUAUCGCCGGUGAAAUAUUGUAUAUUACCGCCUCUCUUAUGAGAAUGCUAUAGACGUCAAUAUCAACCCAGAGCUCUACUUAGGCAGAAGAGCGCUGAGGGCUGUGCCGUUGUGUGUUCCGAAUGUCUGCGAUCUUUGUGAGCUGUGAGCGUUCGUUGUAUGCGCGAUGUUGCCGCUACUUAGCGAUAUCGCAGCUAAAAUCGGCAACGUCGUCGCGAUUUUUCUCGUGCUAGAACGUUCCAAACACCAGCCCUAUCGACCAUGUGCCACUUGUACUACGCCGGACAUGGACCACCAUAACGCAAAACAACGGGAGCAGGAGACCUUGAAAAUCAAGGUCUUUUGCUCAAGGAGACGUUGAAUCAAGGAAACUUGAAAUCAGGGAGACCUAGAAAAUGUUGCCUCUCUCAUGCUGAGGUGGUGUACUAACUUGUAAUGCAGCUCUGUGAGUGACCGUCACCUACAUUAAGUCGCAUAUGCUAAGGAUACGCGGAAAAAACAAAUGCGCAUGGUUUCGGAGAAUAGCCGCCUUGUUAUAGUAAACACUGUCCUAUAAACAUGCUGGUCCUUUGGUUAUACAGAGCGGGCGUUAGUUGAACGGCUGUGAGAUCAGAACAUCAUUUGCCACGUCGUAGCCAGCACCUUGGCGUUGACUCUGUAGCCAAUCGUGUAAGUAGAUCAUCAUAAAACCGCCACGUAACAAGUUACCGGAAGCGGACAGAAGCAAAAGUGUCCUUUCUACCUGACAUGGGUAAUUGACCGAGCGUUAUUCGAAUCCGCAAUCAGAAUGUGAGCCAUACUUAACUUCAGUGAAAGUAGACUUUAGUCAGAGCCAUUAUUGUGCUUGUGUAAAAAAAGUAUAAUAUUUGUGCGCACAUUAAGAAAUGGCAUUCAGAUCAGUACUAGCAUGAUCUAGAUUCAUUAAUACAGGUGCCGCAUUAGUUUAAUUAACGGUCACCUCGAGCUCUAUUCUAUGACUCAGUAUUAGGGCUGCUAGAACACGAGUUUAUUUUAGUACUUAUUCCUGUGGCGGCUGCUGUCCUACAAGAAUGCUGAUCAGGAAAUUCGCCUCACGUUUCCAACUAAGCAGUAUUAUUACACCUAUUACAUUCCAGGCACAUUUUUUUCCUAUUCACUAUUUUGUUCCGAACAAUACCGUCAAGGAAGUCUAUGGAUAAGCGGACAGAGUUCUUCAGAAAGGAGACGCCAUAAACAUGGUCCUGGUUUUUGUAAGGCAGCAUGGUAUACUACGCACACCAGAUAAUGUAGUCACUGCGCUCUGGUUUGCCAUAGUAGAGCUUUCGAGAUAUCGUAAAAGAACGUCACUGCCAUGAGCCCACAACUGUAUAGAAGCGAGAAUGCGGUCAAAGUGUGCCUGUGAACUAACCUAAUGUUAUAAAACUGUGUAAAACUCGAUAUUGAUCAACAUUUCAGGUAAGCACAAAAAGCCUUGUAAGGGAGCACUAAGCCAAGUUUUCAGAUAGCGGACUUUUAGGGUCACCUUGUAGGCGUUGGUUAUUGCACGUCUUGUCAAAAUUCUAGCAGUGUUCGCAGGCGUUCAUUGUUUACCAUGCCGUUAAUCACUUAAGCGGGCAUUUGUAAGAUCCCAGCAUUGGUGGAGGAGCGUGGGUUAUUUGCGGUGUACGAAAAUGACCCAGCAGGCGGCGCCGUUGAUUGAUGUGUCCCUGGUACAUUCCUUUAGGUUAUAAAAUAGAAGAAAAAAUACAAACAAAAAGGUAACCCCUUCAACAUCAGGAGCUCUUUAAGUAGUAUGAGGAGUGACAGAGCAGGCGGCGCCGUUGAUUGAUGCUUCCCUGAUACAUCCCUUUUGUUUAUAAAAAAAACACUGAAACAAAAAAUACAAACGAAAAGGUAGCCCCCUCAGCAUCAAGAGAUUUUAAUUAGUAUGAGUAUUUAAGUUAAAUCAAAAUAAAAACACGCACUCCUAUGAGGACAACACUGGCGCGUCUGAAAACCCAGCCGAACUAGCCCACCGAAUAAGCGCUUGGCAGAAAUCGUUUUUCCUACUUUGUCCGGCUAUAACAGCCAAUGAUAAGUACAGUUGUGGCAAGAAACUAAGUUGAAACGAAAUGUAGCGAUUUGGAAGCUAACUACGAAGUGCAUCACAUGCACAUUGUCACGAUCCCUGAAAUUGGCGAGCAUAAUAAGCUUGCAUUGAAAGAAAUACUUAUGAAUUAAAUAUAACAAUACCAACUGACCAAGUUCACCGUUCUCCUAAAUACUCGUGCUUGGUAUUUAGGGGAAACUGCGUUAAGCGGUUUACCUAUGAGCACUGUUCGUAGUAAGUAAAAUAACUAUAAUUAGGUAAGAAGCUGGUUUGAAGUGGUCGGCAUAAUGGGCUACAAAUUGUAAGGGGCCAACCCAAAAAGAUUAAGCGUGCACAGCAAGACCGCGUAGUUUUGCAGCGCGUCUCCCAGAUAUUGCUUCGUGUUUCCAAUACGGCAAGAUAGACGACCUGCACUGCAAGUAUAGUAAUGACAAAUUGACAAACGUGACAAGCAGGGUCACCACUUUUCGGCAGAGUUGCGCUUCACUCUAAACAAAACAAAAAUACGAUGGUUGUCCUGCUUUCACAAAGUUACAACAAAAAGGUGCACACACUAACGGGCAGCUUUAAGCUCUUCACCUGUGCACUACGAGCGUGUCGGUGAGAGGCGUGUUAGUUAGCUGCGUUGAUGCAACGCAGCUUAACUACAGCUUAAUGGCGAAUACUCUGGAUAAAUGUACACUGUAUUUGUAUAUUCUCGCUAAACAGUCACGAGCAGUAUACCGACGUACACGGCGAGGACUCUGAUGUGGUAGUGCCAAUAACUGUGUCGACAGUCUCAGGCAUUCUUCCUUGAAUUGCUAAUAAACAUUAUUACGUAGAGAUAUCACCGUGAGUAUACAGUACUCUUUUUGUGAUUGCAUUAGUCUUCUGUCCCGCAAAGAAAAAGAUGUGCUGCACUCUUUUUUCUGUCAAUAAUUUCAAGUGUGAAAAACGGUCACUUGUUUGUUUACCACCACUAAACCAAUUAGGCUGGGUAAUAUAGGUAGCAGUGAAGUAGAUCCCCUAAAGCUGCUCUACUUUAAGAACUUCCCCUGUAUAACGUUGAAGGUUCCUGUGCUGACACUUACCUGUUAGAAAGUUUUAUAUGUAUUAAUUUCUGGUGAGGAUGUGAAAGUUGAAACAGGGUCACUUGUUCU